AUGGAAAUAGAAGAAGAAGAAAAAAUUUAAAAAAAUGAAACUUAAAUUGCUAUAAAAAGAUAAAAAUAUCCUAAAUCCGAAAGCGAUAAAAUAGUAAAGGCAAAUAUGAAUAGAUAUAAAAAGAAAAAGUAAGUUUAAGUUUUGGUGCAUCCAAAUAUACCUUGCAGUGUGAUGAAUUUGAACCAAGAACCAAUUUAUAUUUAUUUUUUAUUUAAAAUCUUUAAGAGUUAUGAUAAUGAAGAUUAUAAUAAGCAUAGAUACUUUGGAUACGCAGAUGCAGGAGUAGGAAGAAUAGAUUAGAUUUAUUUAGAUAAGGUAAAUGAAACCAUUGAUUUAAAUUUACAAAUCUACUCUCAAGGAUACGAGGAUUAUAAGUAUCUAAUAUAGAUUUUUAAAAAUAAAUAAGAUAUCUUGUAUUAUAAUUUGGCUAAUUUAUUAGAAUAAUAUUAGCAGUGGACUAACUAGCAUUUAUCCUAUAUUUUAAAUGCCUUUUCUGAUAAAAAUAUUUUUAAUUAAUCAUUCUAAGAAAAAAUUGAUUAGGCAUAACCAGAGUUUGAGUCAGUAGUUAAAAAAUGGGCUUAAGAAAAAUUUCCUAAUGAAUUAUUUGAAAUAGAGUUAGGCACUGUCAAUAUAAACCAAGCAAAACCUAUUCUUUUAAAAAAAAUAUUUUCCUAAGGCUUAAUGAUGCUUUUAGGAGGUGAAGUUUAUGAUAUAUAUUAAAAGCUAAUUGAAUAUAAUUUAAAAGAGAGCUUAAGUAGCUUUUUGAAUGGUGGAGAAUAUAAUGGGAGAUUGCAGUUAGAAAAAAUAAUAAUUUUAAUAAAAAGCUUCAUGUAAAAUAACUAUACCCAUGUUGUUUUUGAAGAUGAAAUAUUUACUUUAGAUGGUAUUUCAAUACCAACUAAGAAAACUAUUAAAACAUAUUAUUACGAUGAAGAGCAAAAAUAAAUAAAUUAGAAGCCUAAUAUGUAUUUUAUUAUCAUAACAUUCUAUAAUUUUGAAUCUAAUUGGAUAAAGUAUUUGAUAGAAAUAAGAUAGUAAUUCUCUUAGUUAAGAAAAGAAAUUGAGUAUCCUGGAAUAAAAGAAGCAUCUCAGAAAUAAUUUUAUAAAAAUUUUGAAUACAUUUGCAAAUAAGAAUACUUUUUAGAAAAAUUUGAUUACACAAACAAAUUCUAAGACAGCUAAUGA
This is a messenger RNA of Tetrahymena thermophila SB210, 1185 nucleotides long. RefSeq names its product 3' exoribonuclease family 1 containing protein. The transcript has a single exon. The record is from RefSeq and is a predicted model, not a curated record. NCBI's taxonomy places the organism in Eukaryota, Ciliophora, Oligohymenophorea, Hymenostomatida, Tetrahymenidae.